This is a messenger RNA of Leguminivora glycinivorella, 4401 nucleotides long. Its product is annotated as protein IWS1 homolog. Gene Ontology annotation, cellular component: nucleus. The record is from RefSeq and is a predicted model, not a curated record. The transcript has 13 exons. Bases 149 to 2224 code for a protein of 691 amino acids. Gene Ontology annotation, biological process: poly(A)+ mRNA export from nucleus. NCBI's taxonomy places the organism in Eukaryota, Metazoa, Arthropoda, Insecta, Lepidoptera, Tortricidae.
UCGGCGUUAUUUUAUUACAUGUCAAAUUCGUUAACGUAAAAGCGAAAAAUGCUUCGUUUUUGUUAUUCUAACGUGUGAAAUUACUGUUUAAUGUAAUAACAUCCAUAUUACAACCAAUUAUUGACAUUUGAUAAUAGUUUAAUCGACAAUGGACGUGGACACGGGCGGCCGCAGCCCGCGCUCCCGCAGCAAGUCCGUGGAGUCCGCGUCGAAGUCUCGGUCGCGCUCGCGCUCCACGUCAACCUCCAGCCGCAGCAAGUCCAAGUCGCGCAGCCGCAGCGGCUCUGCCGUCAGCCGCAAGUCCAAGUCUCGCAGCCGCAGCGGCUCUGCCGUCAGCCACAAGUCCAAAAGCGGAUCUCGAGCGAAGUCUAGAAGCGUGUCGCCGGCUAAGUCGCGCAGCGGGUCGCGAGCCAAGUCCGGGAGCGGGUCGCCGAAGAAGUCCCGGUCUCGCAGCGGGUCCCGAGCCAAGUCCCGUUCUCGCAGCGGGUCCCGGGCCAAGUCCCGUUCUCGCAGUGGGUCCCGGGCCAAGUCCCGGUCUCACAGCGGGUCCCGGGCCAAGUCCCGGUCUCGUAGCGGGUCCCGGGCCAAGUCCCGGUCUCGCAGCGGGUCCCGGGCCAAGUCCCGGUCUCGUAGCGGGUCCCGGGCCAAGUCCCGGUCGAGAAGUCGCUCGAGGUCGCCGGAGCGGAUGCAGAUCGAUGAGACGGGAGACAGGCCGGAGUCACCCACCUUUACACAGGUGGAAAGGAAAAGCCGAUCCCGCUCCAAAUCGGCCGGUCGGAACUCUGCAUCCCGAUCUAAGUCCCGUUCUAAAUCUCGAUCUAAGUCUCGAUCGAAAUCUCGAUCUAAAUCUCGAUCAAAAUCCCGCUCCAAAUCGCGCUCGAAAUCUCGUUCCCGCUCUAAGUCUGGUUCGCGCUCGAAGUCCCGAUCUCGCUCCAAAUCCCGAUCCCGCUCCAAGUCCCGGUCCCGGUCCCGCUCAGGAUCAGGCAGCCGCUCGCGCUCGCGGUCCGGGUCGAGAUCUAAAUCUAGGUCGAGAUCUAAGUCCAGGUCGAGAUCUAAGUCGAGGUCGAGGUCGAAGUCGGGAUCUCGGUCGGGCUCUGCCAAGUCCAAAUCUAGGUCUCGUUCCCGCUCGCGCUCUCGCUCCGGCAGCCGCUCUCGCUCUCGCUCGGGCUCCGGAUCUCCGCGCGCAGACGCUAAGAAGCGGCGCACCGUGCGGCUGGCCAGCGACGACGAGGGCGACGAGGGGGGCGCGCGGCCCGAGGGGGGCGCGGCGGAGGGGGGCGCGCCGCCGCCCGCGCGGGACGACUCCUCCGACGACGACAUCGCGCCCGACUCCAAGACGGAGGAGAUGGCGGGCGGCAUGUCCGACUUCGAGAUAAUGCUGGCGCGCAAGCGCGAGGAGCGCAAGGGGCGGCGGCGGCGCCGCGACAUCGACAUCAUCAACGACAACGACGACCUCAUCGCGGCGCUGCUGCAGCAGAUGCGCCAGGCCGCCGAGCAGGACCGCGAGCUCAACAGGAAGAACCAGCCCGCCGUCAGGAAGGUGUCGAUGCUGAAGGCGGCCAUGUCGCAGCUCAUCAAGAAGGACUUGCAGCUCGCCUUCCUCGAGCACAACGCGCUCAACGUGCUGUGCGACUGGCUGGCGCCCAUGCCCAACCGCGCGCUGCCCUGUCUGCUCAUUCGGGACUCCAUACUGAAGCUGCUGCAGGACUUCCCGUCGAUAGACAAGUCCCUCCUGAAGCAGUCCGGCAUCGGCAAGGCGGUGAUGUACCUCUACAAGCACCCCAAGGAGACCAAGGCCAACCGCGAGCGCGCCGGCAGGCUCAUCUCCGAGUGGGCGCGCCCCAUCUUCAACCUCUCCACUGACUUUAAAGCGAUGACCCGCGAGGAGCGCCAGGCGCGAGACGAAGCCAUGGCGGGCGCGAGGAGAAGGGACAGCGAGCCCGGGCCCUCCGCCAAGCGGCCCCGCAACGAGGAGCGCUCUGAGAAGCCGCUGCGGCCCGGAGACCCGGGCUGGGUGGCGCGCGCGCGCGUGCCGGCGCCCUCCAGCAAGGACUACGUCGUCAGGCCCAAGUCCACCUGCGAGAUCGAGAUGUCCAAGGUAACAAAGAAGAAGAUGACUCGGUACGAGAAGCAGAUGAAGCGGUUCAUCGACCAGAAGCGCCUGCGCAGCGGCUCGCGCCGCGCCGUCGAGAUCUCCAUCGAGGGCCGCAAGAUGGCGCUCUAAACCAUACUGAGGACUUUGCUCCCGUCAACCGGUAGAUGGCGCUAUAAAUUGUUAAACUACACUUUUACAGUAGGCUCUAGUGUACGCAAGAUGACGCUGGAAACCAUACUGUGGACUUUGCUCCUUGUGUACGCUAGGUGGCGAUGUAAACUACACUACAGCUACACAGGACGAGGGAUUUUAUUGCACACGAGGUGGCACUCUAAACUAUACAGGGAUUGCCCCUAUGGACGGUCACCGGCCAUAACAUCGCACAAAAAGAAGACAAUCUUAUUCUCAUCAUAUCUAAAGCCAUAAGAGCGUGGCAGAUAUUUCUGCAGCCAUCUUUUUGUAGGAUGUUUUUGCCGGUGACCGUACGUAAGAUGGCGCUGUAAACUGUCCCGCGGAGGACUCUGGGGACUGCUCCUCCGUACGCAAGGUGGCGCUAUAAACUAUCCUUACGUGGGGUGCAAUGGCAUAUACUUGCCACCAAAGAGUUCAGAGCGGCUAAAGUGCUCACAAACAUCUGGACACACCUCUGUUCUCAAGUGUAUGUUCGUAAGUUGAAAUUGUAUGUACGCAGAAGGUAAAAGUACCAGUGCACAUACAACACACGCCAAUGACCAAUAGUUGACACCCUUCAGACAUUUAUUAAACAAUGACAUAAAAUUGAAAAUAUUUAUUUACUGGUACACUGUCGAGCACUGGUAGGCUUUUUCUUAUAUUUGGUGAUGUUUGUAUAAGCAUAAGUCACAUCAAUUUUGACAUUCAAAUGUUGGAAUGCGCGCCGUGCGAUGCAGUUUUUAGUUUGAUUUUAUUUAGGGCAUAUUUUUUGUAAAAAAAAUGAAUGCUUAAGUACUAGUAUUUCUCAAAACGUGAAUUUACGCAAUUUUUAUUUAGUUAUUUUAUUUAGUUAUUAUUUUCAUUAAAGUGCUAUUGAUGCAAUAUCGUGAUUAUUAUGAAUAUGUAAUUACAGAAAACCUUUUUGCAAUAUUAUUAUGGUUUACAUUGAGAUGACACGCACCCAGAGUUCAAAGAAUCGAUUUCCUAUAAAACCCAAUUACUAUCUAAAUGAAAAGUGGAUUUUUAUAAAGGAAUGCUUCAAUAUUUGUUUCUACAUAUACAGGGUGUUUGGGUUUGGCACGUGAACCUACAACAUUUUGUGUGGGAUUUGUGGUGUCAUUUCCUUCCAUUUCGUCCUUGGCACCUUGGUCCUAGGAGUCACGGUUCUGGAGAUAUGAUUUUUUUUAUUUUCUUCCUAAGGCCCACUUGCACCGACCACUUAACUCAGGGUUAGUGGACUGUCAUCUGUCAAAUUCCAUAUAAAAUGGUGGUAAUGGAAACCCACCAUUUUCGUUGGUGCAAGUGGCCCUUAAUCAUCCAGACACAUGGUAGUGUUGUCCCGUUUUCUCACACGCAGAAAGAAACAACACUAGGAUGUUGACACUUUUUCUAAUAUUGACUCUUUUGUCGGACGGUACAUACACUGGCGUCAUCGUCAUAAAACUAGACGCCAUUAGUAUUAUUUCUGACAUUCGCUAGAUGUCACUUUCAAUAAUUUUGGGUGCUUUUUGAUAUUUCGGAAAUACUCCGCACGAGAUCAGUGGAAUUAUACUUCUAGUGUUGUAAACUAGAUCUUCGUUACAAAAAGGUUGCUUUGUUGCAAAAUGUAACUUUUGUUUUGAAUAUUUUGCGUGCAAUCUUUGGACUGUUCCAUUCAUUCUCCUAAGGCCCAUGUAAAUGAAGCAAAGAAGAUUUUCCACUACAAUUUUAACUUUUAGUAAAGAUAAUAGAGUCUAUUUCGUUUGAAAAUUUAACGAAAUAAAAGAAAUGCAUCUGUUCCAAUUUAUUAAUUUUAUUAUGAUUUGAAUUUAGGACGCUGGGCCUUAGGAGGUUUAAAGGGACUGUGAUAGUUAGUAUGGUAUGUGAUCAUUUGUGGACCUUGAAGGAAGGUCAAAGAGGGGACUAAAUGCGAGUCACUCGUAGGCACGUCUAUUGGUUUCUAACCUCAAAAUAUAAUUUCUUUGAUGAUGACAGUUUUGUCGACUACAAAUGAUUGUUUUGAGGUUAGACGUAGCAAUUAAAAUGAAGACGUAAAGAAGGGUGUGAUAGAGUAAGCUGGGCCGCGGGGCGCGGCGGAGCGUGUAAAGUUUAAUAUAACGUAAGGCGUAUAUAAAUAAAUGACUUGUAAGUUGUAA